Molecule: messenger RNA, 2628 nt
Organism: Zasmidium cellare ATCC 36951
Lineage: Eukaryota; Fungi; Ascomycota; Dothideomycetes; Mycosphaerellales; Mycosphaerellaceae
Exons: 5
Coding region: 1-2628 (875 amino acids)
Source: RefSeq, a predicted model, not a curated record
AUGGGGCUAAAGAACUACUUCAAAUCUUCCAAGAAACAGGACCAAAAGGAUGCUCCAGAAAGCGAGAAACCGCAAGAUGGAGCCGAAACUGGUGCGCCCACGCCAGGAAGCAUGCCGUAUGGAUCGUACAGCUACGGUACAUCUCGAGCCUCGCUGCAGUCUUCCGUGAAGUCCAACUUCAUGUCUGAACUCAAGCAAGAAGUGCAGGUCAACUACCUCUUCCAGCAACAAUGUACAGCUCGAUGGAUCGGCGACGGGGCUGGCGAGAAGGAGGGCGUACUUGUCCGUAAGGCACGAGACCAGUAUCUUGCUUGUCCGCCAGACCUCGUGGAUUCAGCCUUUGGCUAUGCGGUCACUGCAUUGAAUCUUCCUUGCUGCAUGACUGUCAACAGCCGAGUGAUCAAGACUUUCCUGUCAUGGGCUCCGAAUGCCGUGGAUGUGCCCCUGAAAAAUGGCCUACGAGUGCAGGUGCUACCGACGAUGGACGAUCUUGUCCGAGCAAGGAAGUUCCAGUUCGCGGCCUUCGUUGCCCACGAUGGCCUGUUGGUGGUCUGGGAUGAUGAUCCAACCAACCUCUUUCCUCGAGCACAGGCGAUCGAAUCCGAGUUGAUCGACAUGGUGUGGAAGACGAACGAUCCGCAAGCCGGUGAAGAGGAGGUCGUCAUGGAUGAGAAGAAGGUGCCCCGAGUGGCGGCCGUCAUGGUCGAUGAAGAGAGCGGAGAAAUGGCACCUGAAGCCAGACCCACACACUUGAUGAAUACCAUCCUGGUCGGUUUCACGCUCUUCCUGGUCACGACCAUGUUGGGCGCCGGCUUCAGGCAAAUCGCGGUCGAGGUGGUGGUUGACAAGCAGUAUCUUCGUUGCGCGUUUAUCCUCCUGACUCCCAUUCAAGUCUUCUUCACCCUGUUCUUCGCCCAAGUCAUCGUCGGGUGUCUCGCUCAGAUGAUCGGUCCCAUCAAACAGAUGAAACAGAAUAGCCGGUUCUACUCUGCCAUGCUUCCAGUAAGGCUGACCAGCAACCCGCUGCCCCACAUGACGAUCCAGUGCCCCGUGUACAAGGAAGGUCUCGCAUCCGUCAUCGCACCAACUGUCAAAUCGAUCAAGGCCGCCAUUUCGACUUAUGAGAUGCAAGGAGGCAGUGCGAACAUCCUGGUAAACGACGACGGUCUGCAGCUCCUGGAUGAGGAGGAACGCCAAGCGAGGAUCGAUUUCUAUGCCGACAACUGCAUUGGCUGGACGGCCCGACCCAAGCACGGAUCCGAUGGCUUCGUCAGAAAAGGCAAGUUCAAGAAGGCGUCCAACAUGAACUUUGGCUUGAUGAUUUCAAACAAUGUCGAGGCCAAACUCGCGGAAGUGGAACGACACGAAGAGUGGACGCAAACCGACGAAGCGAUCGAAUACGAGCGUUGCCUCGGCGAAGUCCUUGAAGAGCAUGGCAGAGCCUGGGCGGAUGGAAACGUUCGCAUUGGCGACUACAUCCUGAUCAUUGAUUCUGAUACUCGUGUUCCGGCCGACUGUCUGCUCGAUGCUGUUAGUGAGAUGGAGGCAUCGCCUGAAGUGGCCAUCAUGCAAUUCGCUUCCGGCGUCAUGCAAGUCGUGCACAACUACUUCGAAAACGGCAUCACCUUCUUCACCAACCUCAUCUAUACGGCUAUUCGAUACACGGUCAGCAACGGAGACGUUGCACCAUUCGUCGGACACAAUGCGAUUCUGCGAUGGUCAGCCAUCCAGGAGAUUGGCUACUUUGACGACGACGGCUACGAAAAGUUCUGGUCUGAGGCUCACGUGUCUGAGGAUUUUGAGAUGUCGCUGAAGCUGCAGUGCAAUGGCUACAUCAUCCGUCUCGCCGCGUGGGAUCAGGGUGGUUUCAAGGAGGGCGUCUCCCUGACGGUGUACGACGAACUGGCCAGAUGGGAGAAGUAUGCCUAUGGAUGCAACGAACUCCUCUUCCACCCCAUGCGAACCUGGUUCUGGCGCGGCCCCUUCACGCCCCUCUUCCGCCAAUUCCUCUUCUCCAACAUCCGCAUCACCUCCAAAAUCACAAUCAUCUCCUACAUCGGCACCUACUACGCCAUCGGCGCCGCCUGGAUCUUGACCGUCGCCAACUACUUCGCUAUAGGCUGGUUUAACGGCUACCUCGACAAAUACUACAUCGACUCCUGGAAAGUGUGGUUCUCCAUCGUUAUCGUCUUCAACGGCCUCGGAAACCUCUCCCUCGCCGUAAUGCGCUACCGCAUCGGCGAACGCACCUUCUUCAACGCGCUCCUCGAAAACCUCAAAUGGACCUUCCUCCUCGCCAUCUUCCUCGGCGGCCUCUCCCUCCACGUCUCUCAAGCCCUCCUCUCGCACAUGUUCGAGAUCAACAUGACCUGGGGCGCGACGGCGAAAGAACUCGAAUUCUCCAACUUCUUCAUCGAGGUGCCCAAAGUCCUGAAGCGGUUCAAGGGCAGUUUUGCGUUUUCCAUCUUCGUCAUCAUCAUGAUGAUCGUGUUGGCCGUCGGGCCGUUUAUUCCUUACAGCUGGAGGAUUGAUGAUUUCAUUGCGAUUUUGCCGAUGAGCACGGUGGCGGUUAGCCAUUUGUUGUUGCCGAUUGCGUUGAAUCCGGCUUUGAUGACGUUUACGUUUUAG